Rasamsonia emersonii CBS 393.64 is the source of this 738-nucleotide messenger RNA. RefSeq lists its product as uncharacterized. NCBI's taxonomy places the organism in Eukaryota, Fungi, Ascomycota, Eurotiomycetes, Eurotiales, Trichocomaceae. The annotation marks the transcript as partial. The record is from RefSeq and is a predicted model, not a curated record. The transcript has a single exon.
AUGGGGCCCAAGAAGAACAAGGGCAAAGAUAAGGGGAAGAAGAACAACAAGAAGGGUUCUUCAAAGACCCCCAAUGCCCCGGCCGAGCCUGCAUCCCCGUCCUUAGAUCCACAGCAGCAGCAGGGCUCCAUGGAUCCGGAACCUCUCACACCCCUCCCCGAUUCGGCAGAGGCUGCGCCAGAAGUCGCGGAAAUCAGCACUGGUCAGGAUGCCCCUCUGUCACCAAAAGACCCUGAGCCAGUCGAAUCACAUCCUCCCGCCGUGGAGGAUGAAACGGCCCAGGCUGAGGUCGCCGAACCAGUGGCCUCCUCCCCCAAAAUAGAAGCCUCGCCGGACCCGCUGGUGACGACACACGAACCCCCCGAACAACAUAUAAGUGAUGAUCUGGAGAACAAAGAUCCGCUCGAGGACACUGCUGCGAAAGCUAUCCUCGAAGAUCCACCGAACGACCCUCCGGUUGAGGAGCCACAGCUAGACCCGGCCCCUGGGGAUGAGCCACAAGUCACAACGCCUGUUGAGGAGCCACAGAUCACGACCCCAGUUGAAGAGCAACAACUCACGACCCCAGUCGAAGAGCAACAACAAGAUCCGACCACUUUCGAAGAACCCCAGCACGAGGCGGUUACAGUUGAAGAGCCUCAGCAGGACACCCCCACUGUCGAAGAGUUCCACGAGACGGUUACUGCUGAAGAGCCUCAGCAGGACACGCCCGCUGUCGAGGAGCUACAACAAGAGACA